Capsicum annuum is the source of this 1778-nucleotide messenger RNA. Its product is annotated as grpE protein homolog 2, mitochondrial. The record is from RefSeq and is a predicted model, not a curated record. Lineage: Eukaryota; Viridiplantae; Streptophyta; Magnoliopsida; Solanales; Solanaceae. The transcript is spliced from 5 exons. The coding region runs from base 439 to 1443 and encodes 334 amino acids. Gene Ontology annotation, cellular component: PAM complex, Tim23 associated import motor. Gene Ontology annotation, molecular function: protein homodimerization activity; protein-folding chaperone binding; adenyl-nucleotide exchange factor activity. Gene Ontology annotation, biological process: protein folding; protein import into mitochondrial matrix.
AUAAGAUUUAGAUGUAAUUUUCAAAUUACUGAAAUAAUAAAUAAUACCCUCUUAACAUUGUGGAUCGUUUGAACAUAAACAAAAAGCGAGAGGCUUAUGGGGGAUUUCAACGCCGUCAUGAAAUUAGAUUUCCAAGUGCCGCUACCAUAUUUUUCUUUGUAUUUCUGGACGCUUCCAUAAUUAACUCACGAAACAACUGCAUCCAACUGAUUAGAAUAUGCUCUGCCGAAUUGACAAAUAUAGCUCGGACAUCUCUUGCUCACACAAUUUUCCUUUCCUCGCAACAAUACAAUAGCUCGAAACAAUUGUUUUUUUCUCUACAAGCCACGAACAUCACCUCUCUUUUUUGUCCUACCGCCAUUACAUAAUUUGCUCCUCUUCUCAACAUUUCCUACUUCUCCUUUUUCGCAAAAUCUGAUCCAAAACUGAAUUUUGGAGAUGUUGGUUAGUAGAAUUUCAUCACGAUUCCCAAGAAGAGGCAUCCUAACUAAAUGCCGAAGCUCGCUGCUUCACUAUUCCCGACAACAGCAGCAACAACAACAACACGUUCCAAUUAUUGCAUCUCAGUUCCAUUCCCUUCGUGAAUUCAAAGAAAAGAUUACCCUACUCCAUGAAUCUCCCCUGCAACAAUUUGGAAUUUCAUCCUCUGCAUCUCCCCAACAUAAUGAAAAAGAGACAUCUGAGUCCCAAAGUAAACCAGGAAGCACAAAAGAGAAUGGAAAUUGUGAAGCUUCAGUAUCUGUUGAUUCCCAGGUUCAAGAUGAGAAUGAUGAAUCAGGUUCUGAUUUGGCAUCCAAUCAUAACAAAAAUGAAAAUGUCAAACGAAGGAGAAGUCGUACUAAACAAACUGUAUUUGCUGAUUCUGACUCUGAUUUAGAUGCUGAUGACCUUUCUAGGGAUGACUUGAUGAAACUAGUGGCUGAGAAGGAAGAACUCCUAAAGACUAAAGAUGACGAGUUUCAGAAAAUGAAAGAUAAAGUACUCAGAUCUUAUGCAGAGAUGGAGAAUGUCAUGAACAGAGCCAAACGAGAAGCAGAAAAUUCCAAAAAGUUCGCUAUUCAAAAUUUUGUUAAAGCGCUUCUAGGUGUUGCUGAUAAUAUGGGUCGGACUUCUUCUGUCGUAAAAGAGAGCUUCUCCAAAAUUGAUGAAUCUAAGGAUACUGUUGGAGCUGUGCCACUUCUGAAGACACUUCUCGAAGGUGUUGAAAUGACUGAUAAACAGCUUGCUGAGGUAUUCAAAAAAUUUGGUGUUGGAAAAUAUGAUCCUACAAAUGAAGAAUUUGAUCCAAACAAGCAUAAUGCAGUGUUUCAGGUGCCAGAUCCUAAAAAGGCUCCUGGCAUGGUUGCUGUAUGCCUCAAGUCAGGGUACACGUUGCAUGACCGAAUCAUUCGGCCAGCCGAAGUUGGUGUGACGGUUGCUAUGGAGAAUACACAAGACAGAUAAAAAACCUGAAGUUUAAACAGAUAGGUCAUGAAUCGAGAUUUUGUCUAUUAAUUAAGUGAAACCUGAAGAGAAGUAUUUGCACACGUUCGGAAAGAAAUUUAGUUCAAGAUCCUCCAAUGCAGCUGUCCGUCAGAGUUGUAGCUUUUUCUAGUAUUUAAGUAUUUUUUAUUUAUACAUUGUUAAAUAUUACAUUAAUAAUGAUAUCCUUAUUGCGGGUGGGAAGAUCGUCUUUGCCAUCCUUUUGUCCCCUUAUCCAAAGUAGGAUGGUGUUAUGCUAUGCUGUAGGAACUCCACAUGAAUUGUUAUCUUACCUUUCGUCCUGGUUUGGCUCUGUA